Molecule: messenger RNA, 3042 nt
Organism: Plasmodium malariae
Lineage: Eukaryota; Apicomplexa; Aconoidasida; Haemosporida; Plasmodiidae
Product: conserved Plasmodium protein, unknown function
Exons: 2
Coding region: 1-3042 (1013 amino acids)
Source: RefSeq, a predicted model, not a curated record
AUGGACACGUUUAAGGUGGACGAGAUUAUUAAGAAGAAUGAAGACUUCAGUAAAUAUUAUGAGUACGACACUAAGGAGAGUGACCAAGGUAAGUCAAUGGAGGAAGUACACAAGGAAACAUGUAAUUUGAAUAACAUGAAUAAUUAUUUUAAUAAAGAUAUUGUUAAGAUUAAUGAUGAAAAUUGUGGGAACGACAAGAGUCGAGGGAUCAGUAAGCAUACUGAGGCAAAUAGCCAUCGUGAUAGAACUCAUAGGGAGGAUAUUAUAAGAGGGAGGGACAACCAAAAGAAAGAUGUCGUUGCUGCAUCAAGAAAUGAGGUGAAUGAAGUUAACGGGGUAAAUAAAGUUAACGAAGUAAAUGAAGAAAAAGAGGAGGAGUCGGGAGGGAAAGAAGAGUAUGAAGAAGAAGAAGAUGAUGAAGAAGAUUAUUCAAGUUCCAUGGAAUGCAUUUCAAAUGAUGAUAACUCCUAUUAUUCGAUGUAUGAAGGGUACAAAACUAAUUAUAUUAUGGAAUCACUAUUUGAUAAAAAUUCGUUUGUUUAUUUUAUGGUGCCUUUUAAUAAAUAUAAUUAUACAAAUUAUUACACAAACUGGAAUAAGUUAAGUUUUCGUAUGUAUGCUUCUUUAAACUCUGUGACCCCAAAAUAUAUGAAAAAAAAGAGGAAAAGAAAUAGUCUAACUACCUCAUAUAAUAGUAUUAAAAAUACGAUAAAUACUAACAACAGUAGUAGCAAUAAAAAAAUUAACGGCAAUUAUUGUGGUAAUUAUAUCCAAAGUAAUGAUGAUUAUACCACAGAUUACAAUUUCAAUAACCCUUUAAUUUCCAUUUUAAAUAAUUUCUUAUAUUUCUUAAUACUUAGUGAGUUUUUAAAUUAUAAUGAACUAUAUAAAUUGAUGCCAUUAUGUAAAUGCUCAUACGAUAUUUUUAACAAUUUUUUUUAUAUUAACGUUCAUAUAAAUCCGUUCAAACAAAAUAUUAAAGACAUUAUGCUUUUCCUAAAAGAGAACAAGGAAUACCAGUUUAAAAUUUUAAAAAGUGUGAAUUAUAAAAUGAGAAGUUACGAAAAAUUAUAUGACCAUAAGAGGGAACUGUUGAAUGGAAGGGGAGUAUGGGUUCAUAACACAAAUGAAGUGUUUGAGGAAAGGAAGCAUUCCAGAGAGGAACAUUGGGUAUUAAGUAAUGCGCAGAAUGGAAACAGCGGAAAUAAAAACAGUGGUGAAAUAAAUAAUUAUGUUAAUAAUGAUAUUAAAAAAAACAAUAAUGAUAAUCAUAGUAAUAAUUUGGAUAAGCUGCAUGCUUCAGAUAAGCUUACAAAGGGAUCGUAUAUAGCAGGGAAAGAAGAAAACCAUGAUUGCUACGGAAUGAUGGAAAGAAUGGUUAGAGAGGGAGAGCAAAGGAACUCUUAUGAAAAGGCUAGUCUCAUACCUAAUAAAUCAGUACAAAAUAACGUUCUUUUUACAAAUAAUAUUAUUAACAUUAGAAAUCUAUUUAGCUUAUAUGAAUUUACAAGAAUAUAUUUAAGCAAAUAUAAUAGAGAGAAGGUUCAUUUUUGUAUAUCUGAUGAGAGUUUUAAGUAUGAUUUUAAAAGACCGAGUACAUUUUUUAAUGAUGUAUUUCCUUAUGGAAAUAAAAUAUGUUCUUUUGAGUAUAAAGUGAAGUUAAAAAAACAUGUACAAAGAAGGUGGAAUUUGAAAAGUAAUUAUGUGCAUGAAAAUUACUUUCAUCAUAUAUCGGAUCAUUCAAAUAAUGGGGGAAUAGUAAAAUUAAUUGAAAAUAAACAUAGUAAUUUGUAUCCUUCCUUUACUUCUUUUAUAUCAUUAGACAAGUUUGGUUAUGUUAAUCUGUGGAAAAUUGAUGAUCUAAAUUCGUUAGUUCCAAAUAUUUUACUUAAAUCGAAGUUAUCUCUCAGUGGCAGCAAACAUAUUAUGGCGACGGAUUCGGUUAACCUAACAAGUGACAAAUUUUUGUUAGCCGACAGCUCCUCCUUGUACUUCUUUUCUCUAAAAGAUGAAGGGGAACUACCACUGACGGGAGUUAUCGCCCUGAAUACAUGCAAAGAGAAGGAAGAAACAAAGAUAAAGAACAUUGUAAAAACUGAUAAGAACAAAUGUUGUGUUGGUUUAAGUAAGGCAAUAUGCUAUAGAGUAGACUUAGAAAGAGGUGAGAUCGAAAGUAAUAAGAAAGUAAUGGAGAAUUUACAAAAAAUAAAUUGUUUUGAUACAAAUACAAACAUAGUUUUAAGUAAAAAGAAUAUAUUAAUUGAUGAUAGAAGAGUAGCAAAUUAUGUAUCCUAUGUAAAUUAUAAUUUAAUAGAUUAUGAAAAUGAGAAGAAAUAUUAUAAUAGUGACAACUCUUUUAAAGAUUUUAGCUUAACUGGUAUUUCAUUAACUUGUUUAAAUUCGAACAAUUCAAUUUUUCUAUUUGAUUUAAGAUAUAAAUACCCUUCAACUUGUUUAUAUUAUGAAAACGUAAUUACAGAAACGUAUAAUUUGAGAGAAAGUGAAAAAUUGAAAUAUUUAAAUAUGUUGAAGAGGAAUUAUAAUUCAAGGUAUUAUGUAAAUAAUAAAAAAUAUUGUGGUUUUCACGAUAAUGUAAUUUUAUAUCCAUGUGUUGUUAGUGAUCAUGUAGACAGAUCCAUAAAAGAAGAGGAAGAAUACUAUGUAAAAAAUAAAAUUUUAUCAGAUGAAUCAUUUAUAUAUUCUAUAAUAAAAGAAAAAAAGAAAAGAGAAUUUUAUAAUAUUCCUAGUUCUUAUUUAAAUAUGUGGAGGUGGUGUGAUAAGAGGCAGUUUAAAACAUUUUUUCAUUAUUAUGAAGAUCUAACUAGUAAACGAAAUAUAACAAGUACAACAAAUAUGGCAAAUACAUGUUAUCAAAAGUUAUCCUUCGAUUCAAUAUACAAGUUUGUUGAUGCACCAAAUCAUAUUUUCCUUACUUAUGAAAAUUCCAAUUUUAUCCAUUCCCUUUUGUCACCAUCAUAUGGGUUGGAAAUAAAAAGUUCUCUUAAGGAAGUCCCUUUUUUUAUGCAUCCUACAAAUCUUUAA